Messenger RNA from Lagenorhynchus albirostris (white-beaked dolphin), 750 nucleotides. Its product is annotated as N6-adenosine-methyltransferase TMT1A-like. Gene Ontology annotation, molecular function: S-adenosylmethionine-dependent methyltransferase activity. The transcript is spliced from 5 exons. The record is from RefSeq and is a predicted model, not a curated record. Bases 1 to 750 code for a protein of 249 amino acids. Lineage: Eukaryota; Metazoa; Chordata; Mammalia; Artiodactyla; Delphinidae.
AUGUUGGUGACCCUGGAUAAGUCGCUGCCCCACCCUGGGCCACAGCUUCUUCACCAGAGACGAAAUCCUCAGGCCAACGCCAUGAGCCCACUGGUCCUCACCCACCCUCUCUUUCUUUCCGUCUGCAUCCUGGCAUUUCCCACGUACCUGCUGGACUUCCUGGGCUUGCGGAACCGGAUAUGCAAAAAAUCGCUCCCCUACUUCUUGGCAAGGUUUACUGUGAUGUACAACGAACAGAUGGCGAGCAAGAAGCAGGAGCUCUUCAGCAAUCUACAGGAGUUCGCAGGCCCCUCCGGGAAGCUCUCCCUGCUGGAGCUGGGCUGCAGCACAGGGCCCAACUUCAAGUUCUACCCGCCUGGAUGCCGGGUGACCUGUAUUGAUCCCAGCCCCAACUUUGAGAAGUUCUUGAUCAAGAGCAUUGCUGAGAACCGACACCUGCAGUUUGAGCACUUCCUGGUGGCUGCCGGGGAGGACCUGCACCAGGUGGCCGACGACUCCGUGGAUGUGGUGGUCUGCACACUGGUCCUGUGCUCCGUGAAGAACCAGGAGCGGAUCCUCCAGGACGUGUGCAGAGUGUGGAGGCCGGUGAAUGCCCUUAACUUCAUGGAACAUACAGCAGCCAAACAUUCUAGCUGGAAUUUCUCCGGUCAGCAAUUCCUCAGCCUAGCUAGACACUUCUUAUUUGAAACCUGUCAAGAAAGAGCCAGGGGCUACCCUGCAGCAGUGGGCAGGACCCUGCUGGUACAGUAG